AUGAUGCUGCAAAGGGACUCAUGCCCUGGGGGGCCCCUCACUGUUACAGUUUGUGCCCGGGUGCAGAUUCCCACGGCAGAACCUUGCCAUGCUUGCGCGGCCUGUGCCCCCGUUCCAAAGCCACCCAUAGUUGGGGGACGCCGUAGUCUGAUGGCUUCCCGGGCAGCCGCGCAGGCGGGACGGGCCAAUCGAUCCCUCAAAGGUAGGCGCAGCGAACGGACCCUCCAUUCGCGGUCUGGAACAUCUCCACAAGGGAGUUGUGGGCGGAGUCCGACGCAUCCAUCGCAAGUGCGCCGCCCCGACCCAAGCACAGGCCACUGGCUGUUGACUUCGGUCUUAAAACGCCGGGCAGUGGCAUGA
Trypanosoma grayi is the source of this 360-nucleotide messenger RNA. RefSeq lists its product as hypothetical. NCBI's taxonomy places the organism in Eukaryota, Euglenozoa, Kinetoplastea, Trypanosomatida, Trypanosomatidae. The coding region runs from base 1 to 360 and encodes 119 amino acids. The transcript has a single exon. The record is from RefSeq and is a predicted model, not a curated record.